AUGCCGCUAUUUUCCCGUUCCUCCGAAAGGAUCACCAAGUCCAAGUUACACCCCUUCUCAUUGCGUAAACAUCGUCAUCAUUAUUCAGACGCAGAUAUUAACACGACCUCCUCUAUUACCAGUAGCACUAGUCAUAAUAGUCAUCACUUGGACAGGAGACCACGACGACAGACACAACAAAGUCCAACAUCUGACCAGACGAUUGUUUCACCAUCGGUUCCUCCAGAAAUUGCAGUCAUUGCUACGAAAAAAACACUCCAAGUGCCACCACCAUCAAACUUGUCGUCAUCUGUCUGUUCGUCAGCUUCGACGCUUCGUAGUACGAGUCCCAAUAUUCACGAGAACUUUUUUGGUGGAGAAAACGAUACAGAGAUUUUGGAGGAAUCAGAGACGCGAGACUCUGUUGUCACGCCAUCCCAGUGUCGUAUACCUAGUAUGCGUAACAGUCGACAAAGUGCUUCAACCGGAAAAUUUUCAUCGUGUAGCAGCCGCAACAGUUUGGCCGAGUACCGUCAACUUCAAUGCUCAAUGACAUACAAGAACCGCGUCAAUAGCGAUAGUUUUCGAGCGACUAGCACCACUUCUAGCUCUAGCGAGUCCGGCAUGAGUGACCGAAUGAGUGACAUACGGACAUCAUUAUUAGAUGGAUUCCGUGUCACGAACGCAUCGGUACGAUCGUCUGAGACACAUAGUUUGCUCAAUGCAAGGAUUUCCGAGUCGUCCAAGCCCAUUUUGUCGGCAGUACUACCUUCCGUGCAUGAAUCUCCUUCAACUUCUUCUUCAGCUGCUCGAUUUUCAGACAUGUCGACUUUGUCGGAUACUGCAAAAUUGACAGAAGCCAGUGUUGCUGCUUUGCAAACGCGCCGCGCUUUCCAACAAAUGGUCUUGGCGAUGGAAGACGAGGAUUCAGGUGAUGAGUAUGAGUCGGACGGUGAUGCGUGGAGAAAUAGCAACAUCGAGAGCUCUCACGGUAGCUCUAAUGUGGUGCGCCUUAGUGCAGAUGAUUACAGGAAAUUCCAGUUCCGUCUUCGACAGCUUGAGGAGCUAGCAGCAGAGCAGUCUAGGAAACAGGCAGAUAUGGAGCAGACCAUUGAACAGGAGGUACAAGCGCGGACCCAAAAGGUGAUAGAGGCGAUGGAGAAGCAGAUUAGCAUGUAUAAACAGGCGAAGGAGCUUGAGUGCGAGCGGGAAGUCCAGCGAAGAGUUGUCGAGCACUUGGAAAAGCCGAGAGCUAGUGCCAACCAAGCUAGUAUUCAGCGCAGAUCAUUGUCGACGAACGGAUUGCAUUCGAGCAAUAGCGUUAGUAGCUUCCGUGAGAGCCAUAAUAUUUCUGCCAGUAUGAAGGAAGAGGGCAAUUCACUGGAGAAGUUAUUGCACCCGCGACGUUCCCGAAAGCGUUUGGAGCAGAUGAAAAAGCGUGAGGAAGCUCAGAAACGUGAGAUGGAGCAAUUCCGGGAGUUUAUCCGCACUACCGAGAUGCGUAUAACACAAGCUCAAGGUAUGGACGGUGUCUUGUCAGGUGUACAGUUGGAGAGGGCCAGGAAUAAACUGGACGAGCUAGCAGACCCAUUGCUGCCGUUGUCACUGCUGCAGUCGUCACCACUGGAGCUUGUUGAGCUCGUGUGUGUCCUUUUCAAGAACGGACGUGAGCAGGAGAAACAAAUAAAAGAGGCUAAGAAGCUCGUUACCGCUGCGAUCGAAGCGCGAGAAGAUGCCGAAACUACGGCACGUGAAGCCGUGGAGUGUACACUGAUGCUAGAUGCAAGGUUAGAUCGUGCAAUGCGUCAUGAAAGGAAGCUAGUGUCACAAGCACGUAAGCUUUCAGCAGCCAGUGAGUUCCGACACACCCGUGAGUUUCGCUGUGAUAGUGCAGCGUCUUUAGACUGGCCCCUUGGCACACCAUCAUCAUCAUCAUCAAUGCUUGAGUAA
Messenger RNA from Peronospora belbahrii, 1929 nucleotides. The record is from the annotation of a GenBank genome assembly. Lineage: Eukaryota; Oomycota; Peronosporomycetes; Peronosporales; Peronosporaceae.